Molecule: messenger RNA, 264 nt
Organism: Artibeus jamaicensis (Jamaican fruit-eating bat)
Lineage: Eukaryota; Metazoa; Chordata; Mammalia; Chiroptera; Phyllostomidae
Product: small nuclear ribonucleoprotein E-like
Exons: 1
Coding region: 1-264 (87 amino acids)
Biological process (GO): mRNA splicing, via spliceosome; spliceosomal snRNP assembly
Cellular component (GO): precatalytic spliceosome; U5 snRNP; U4/U6 x U5 tri-snRNP complex
Molecular function (GO): RNA binding
Source: RefSeq, a predicted model, not a curated record
AUGGCACACCAUGGCCAGGGCCAAAAAAUGCAGAAGGUGAUCAUACAGCCCAUCAACCUUAUCUUCAGAUACUUGCAAAACAGAUCUCAGAUUCAGGUGUGGCUUUAUAAGCAAGUGAAUAUGGAGAUAAAGGGCUGUAUCAUUGUUUUUGAUGCAUGCAUGAACCUUGUAUUAGAUGAUGCAGAAGAGACUCAUUCUAAAACAAAGUCAAGAAAACAACUUGGUCAGGUCAUGCUAAAAGGCAAUAAUAUUACUCUCCUCUAA